AUGCCUUUUGUUACAGAUGUUCUAAAAGACACUUCGUUUUCAGCCUCUGCUAGACAGCAAGCUCUCAAUCGCAUCUUUUCCGACCCAGGCCUCCCCCAGACUUCGACAACCUCGUCGUUCUGGACCCAGGAGAAAUACAACUUUAGCCAGGGAGCUGCAAUGUCUCUGCCCAAGGAAGCCGAUGUUGUUAUCAUCGGAUCUGGGAUCACCGGAGCAUCUAUUGCGCGGACCUUGCUCCAGAGCCGCGCUUCCAAUCCCUCUUCCACCUCUCAUCCAUCAGUUGUCAUGCUCGAAGCCCGCACAGUUUGCAGCGGAGCAACUGGCCGCAAUGGCGGUCACAUCCUGGAGACAGCUGACGAAUAUGCCGAGUUCGCUGAUGCUUUUGGCGUGGACGCAGCACGUAAACUUGUCCGCUUCCGAUUGGCACAUCUGCGGGAGAUUCUUGCUGUCGCAGAGGAGCUUGGCAUCACUACGGAGACACAAGCACGAAAGGUUCAGUUUCUGAGCGUUUACUUUGGCGAGGAGCCUUGGCGGGCGGCGAUGGAGCGAAUGCGCCGGUUCAAGGAGGGGAUGCCAGAGGAAGCUGCUGAAUGGACAUCUUAUGAGGGAGACGCUAUCCCGAGGGAGUUGUGUUUGACUCGUGCCCGAGGCGUCGUCGCCGGCCCUGCUGGAGCGCUCUGGCCCUACAGAUUUGUCACCGGCGUCCUCAAACGACUCCUUGCAGACUUCCCAGAUGACUUGCGCGUCGAGGAAAACACCCCUGUGACCGCUGUCUACGAUGAGACUUCCUCCAGCGGCCCAAGAUACAAGAUCGAGACAAGCAGAGGCACUAUUACCGCCCGGCACGUUAUCCACUGCACCAAUGCCCAUGUCAGCCACCUAGUACCCGGGUUCCGGGGCAGAAUCUUCCCCGUGCGCGGGCAGAUGUCCGCGCAAACCCCUGGCGACAAAUUCCCCAACCAGGCCACGAAUCAUUCAUGGCUCUUCAACUACGACCGCGGAUUUGACUACAUGACUCAGCUACCGGAAGGGCAGAUGAUGCUUGGCGGGGGCUUCGCACAGAGUGAGGCUGGCGGCCUAGCAGAGAUGGGCGUCUCGACAGACUCUGACCUUAGUCUUUACAUUGAUAUCCACUUGUCUGGGGCUCUGCGUGCUAUCUUCGGAGGUACAGACUGGGGCUGUGUGCAAGGCGACCCAGUGCAGGCGAUGUGGACUGGUAAUAUGGCGUUCAGCUCCGAUGGGUUCCCUUGGGUAGGACGGUUGUCUGAGACUGCGACUGGUCGCUCCGAGCAUGGGUCUGAGGGAGCCGAGUGGGUUUGUGCUGCAUUUGGUGGGGAAGGAAUGGUUCAGGCUUGGUUUAGUGGUAAGGCAGUGGCGACUAUGCUGCUUGCACAGGAUGCUUCGCUGAGUGAGACUGUCAGUGCAGAUCUUUCGUGGUUCCCUGAGCAGCUGCUUAUGACAGAGGAGAGGUUUGCCGAUGCAGUCUUGCCGAAAGAGGCUGUUGAUGACGUGCACAAGGCGAAUCUUUAG
Molecule: messenger RNA, 1530 nt
Organism: Penicillium robsamsonii
Lineage: Eukaryota; Fungi; Ascomycota; Eurotiomycetes; Eurotiales; Aspergillaceae
Product: NAD(P)/FAD-dependent oxidoreductase
Exons: 2
Coding region: 1-1530 (509 amino acids)
Cellular component (GO): cytoplasm
Molecular function (GO): oxidoreductase activity
Source: RefSeq, a predicted model, not a curated record